Protomyces lactucae-debilis is the source of this 2621-nucleotide messenger RNA. RefSeq names its product glycoside hydrolase superfamily. The coding region runs from base 321 to 2555 and encodes 744 amino acids. Gene Ontology annotation, molecular function: chitinase activity. The record is from RefSeq and is a predicted model, not a curated record. Gene Ontology annotation, biological process: carbohydrate metabolic process. The transcript has a single exon. Gene Ontology annotation, cellular component: extracellular region. Lineage: Eukaryota; Fungi; Ascomycota; Taphrinomycetes; Taphrinales; Protomycetaceae.
AACGCAUGACAUCCACUGACCCGACCUGCCGCCUACCAUCUGUCUGGCCCAACAGCCAUAUUUCAAUGAUGAUUGUGACAUUCUGGCUCUAGAUGCUCAAUAUAGACCCCGCUGACGCGUCUGUACAAAAGUGACGCGAAAAAGGUACAAUGUGGCUGGCAUAACGUCCAGAUGGGCAAUAAUGAGGAAAUUCUCUUGUCUCUCAUGACAGAAUCGGACAGAUUGAGCUUGCUCUUUGACCGUACCGCGGGGCCAUCAUACGCUCAUAUGAAAGCUCCAACUCUGCUCUUUGCUCUUCAAAUAAUUACACUCUUUUCAACAUGCGACACUCUACGACAGCGCUUUCUGCUGCGGCCUUGAUUGCUACAGCAAGCGCAUUUUCACAGUCAAGCACGAAUAAUCUCGUUGUAUACUGGGGACAAAACUCGGCCGGCUCACAGCAACGACUGUCUAGCUAUUGCCAAGACUCUACCGUUGAUGUCAUUCCCAUCUCGUUCUUGACUGCAUUCGGUGUUGGCGCGUACGAGCUUAACUUUGCCAAUGCAUGCGGUGGAUCUACGAUUCCAGGCUCGAGUCUGAUCGCUUGUGAUCAGAUCGCAGCCGACAUCAAGAUGUGUCAAGCAUCGGGCAAGAAGAUUCUGCUCUCGAUGGGCGGCGCUUCUGGCGCUUACGGCUUCUCCAGUGCUGCGCAGGCGCAGCAGGUAGCCGACGAUCUAUGGAACUACUUUGGUGGAGGUAGCAGCAGUAUUCGACCUUUUGGAGAUUCUCGUGUUGAUGGCUUUGACCUGGACAUUGAAAACAACAAUCCUGCGUUUUACCCAGAAUUCAUCACGCGAAUGCGAUCUCAUUACGCCAGUCAAUCGGCACAGCAAUACUACAUUGCUGGUGCACCUCAGUGUGUUUAUCCUGAUGCAAGUCUUGCAACCGCACUGGCUGGUUCCUGGUUUGAUAUGCUCUUCAUACAGUUCUACAACAACUACUGCGGCCUUUAUCAGUAUGGCAACAACAACUUCAAUUAUGAUGUCUGGGACAAAUGGUCGAGGGAAGUAUCCGUCAACAAGGAUGUCAAACUCUACCUGGGUGUCGCUGCCGCUGUUUCUGCCGCCAAUGCAGGGACCGGCUAUGUCGCUCCUGAAAUCAUGGUCAAGGCCGCCAAGGACUUGCAAGCUGCAUACCCAAAAUCUUUCGGUGGUGUCAUGAUGUGGGAUGCUUCUCAGGCCUAUGCCAAUACCCCUGCUGGCUACAGCAACAAUUAUGCUCAGAUUGCCAAACAGGCUCUUGGUGGCGGUAGUGCCCCUGUUGUCGUGCCGGAUGCACCCAAACCGGCUGUAAUUGUGCCUGAAACGCCAAAGACGACUGCCGUCACUGGUACGCCCAUCAAUGUGGUUGUCACAUCCACCGGUACUGUAAUUGUUGAGACACCUAGUGCGCAAGCUACACCUGACGCAGCUGCGCCAGCCAUCAAGCAGCCCGUUCAGGUAACCCAAGCCGUACCUGCGGGUCCAUCUACGCCAGCUGCUACCAACUGCUACCUCGACUUCUACCCAACUGGCCGUGCCCUCAACAAAGCUACUUUGAUUGCAGAUAACAUGACUGGUGCCAUCUGCUCGGCUUUCUGCGCAUCCAAGGGCUAUGCAUACGCUGGUACUGAGUACUACAAUGAAUGCUACUGUGGCGAUGUCAAGCCAACACAAACAGCAAACAACUGCAACUUCCCAUGCAAAGGCGAUGCUGACCAGAUGUGUGGUGGUGAUAAUGCAUUGUUGGUGGUUUACACUGAGAAUGUUCAGCAGCCGGCUGCAGUACCAGCUGUGCCUGUUGUACCAGUGACUCAGGCCGCUCCUGUUGUUCCUGUCGCUACGACUCCGGCUGCUCAGCCACCCGCUCAGAAUGGUAACGUUUCCCCUGCUCCUGCGCCUGCGCCUGCGCCCGCUCCAGCACCGGUCCCAGCCCCGGCACCUGCUCCUGUUCCUGCCUCAGCACCAGCACCAGCACCUGCGCCUGUGGCCGUCGACAACACCUGUCCCGUCGCUGGUGGCGCUUGCGUCGAAGGUUCCUACCAAUGCAAUGGCUACGGCUACGCGCAAUGUCUCUUUGGACAAUGGAUUCUUCGAGACUGUGGCGCAACGCUGGCCUGUGCUGGUUCAGGCAGCAACAUCUACUGCGACUUUAUCAAUGGCGCUGAAGUCAAAUGCAGUGGUAUUGUUGGCAAGACACACAUGAAACGUGAUGCUUCGAUGGAUGCAAGUGAGGUGGAGCCUGAAGUCAAGACGGUGAUUACGUCGCACAAGUUGAGUGACGAUCGUGUUGGGAUUACUCUACGUGCGCAUGCUGUUGGUAUUGCACCGAUUCGUGAAGGCUGGUUCUUUACAUUCAAAAGCGACAAGCGUAUCACCUCGAGCGAUAUGGGUGUGUUGGAGUAUGAUGCCCGUCAGCAGGUCUACACGGUGUCGAGCGAUCCUGAAGUGGAUAUGCGUCCAACAAGAGAGAUUGUCAUCAAUUUGGAGGGCGAGUACGAGAGCGACACGAGGAGAUGGACAGGCAGCUGGUGGUGAAGCCCUUGUACACGUAGUUACCGUGUCAUCUGAAUGGUUGUAGCGAGAUUUUGAUUUGAUUCGUGC